Oryzias melastigma (Indian medaka) is the source of this 2215-nucleotide messenger RNA. It is a transcript of the gene slc22a13b, whose product is annotated as solute carrier family 22 member 13b. The transcript is spliced from 10 exons. Bases 35 to 1633 code for a protein of 532 amino acids. Lineage: Eukaryota; Metazoa; Chordata; Actinopteri; Beloniformes; Adrianichthyidae. Gene Ontology annotation, biological process: transmembrane transport. Gene Ontology annotation, molecular function: transmembrane transporter activity. The record is from RefSeq and is a predicted model, not a curated record. Gene Ontology annotation, cellular component: membrane.
GAAUCAAAUCCGUGGAGACAAUCAGCUGCUCAACAUGAGCAAAUUUGAGCAAAUCCUGAAGGAGAUCGGAGCGUUUGGUUUGUUUCAGAAGCGUCUGGUGGCUGCACUCUGCAUCCCCAGCGUAUUUGUAGCAUUUGAUGUGAUCUGCCAGGUGUUCACUGGCAUGAACUUUCCUCACCACUGUAACACCGACUGGAUCUUGGAGGGGGGACACAACCUGACCGAUGAGAGAAAACGAAAUCUCACAAUCCCUGUGAACACUGAGGGGAAGUUUGAAAGUUGUAGCAUGUUCACACCUGUAGACCUGGAUCUAGAAAUCAUUGAGAAGUACGGACUCAACAGCACGACGAGCUGCGUUAAUGGAACAGAUUUUGAGGCGCCAGAAGGCAGCUCCAGUAUUGUGACAGAGUUUAAUCUAGUGUGUGAAAGGAGCAGCUUUAUCGAGGCUUCACAGUCCAUCUACAUGGCUGGUCUUCUAGUCGGGGCAUUUAUCCUGGGGCAGAUGGCUGACAGGUUUGGCCGGCGCUUUGUGGUGCUGCUUUCCCUGCUCAUGCUGCUGGUGUUCGGCGUAGGCUGCGGUUUUGCACCUGAUAUCUACGUAUACAUCGUACUCAAGUUUUUUUGCGGCGUUGCCAUUUCUGGGAUUGUGGUCAAUGCUUUUGUCAUAGGUGGAGAAUGGAGUGAUUCCUCAAAGUUUGCCCUCUGCACCAUCAUCUGCCAUUCUUUCACUCCUGUUGGGCUGAUCCUAUUAUCGGGUCUUGCCUAUUUAAUUCACAACUGGAGAAUCCUUCAGAUUGUGCUCUUCAGCCCUCUGGUUCUAGUCCUCCCCAUCUUCUAUUGGGUCCUUCCGGAGUCAGCUCGCUGGCUCAUCACUCAGGGGAAGAAGGAGGAGGCCAUCAAAGCAGUACGGAGAGCUGCCAAAGUGAACAAGAGGAAAGUACCUGAAGAUCUCCUAGACAAACUGGAGGAUGAAGUGACGACCAAAAAAGGAGCCAUGCUGGACAUCUUCAGAAUAUCAUAUCUGAGGAAACGAGCGGUCAUCAUGAGCACCGUUUGGUUUGCAACUAGCCUCAUGUACUACGGACUGAGUCUGAACGUAGGAAACUUUGGUCUGGAUAUUUACCUCACACAAUUCAUUUUCGGCUUGGUGGAAUUUCCUGCACGCAUCGGCAUUUUGCCGCUUCUCCAGCGCUUUGGGAGAAAAAUCUGUCAAGGGGGCGUGCUGUUGUUUGGAGGCUUAGCUUGUCUUGGGAUUCUCCUUGUACCGAGAGAUCUUCCCAUCGUAGCAACAGUCAUAGCUGUUUUGGGGAAAUUUGCCGCCACGGCCAGUUUCGCCACAGUCUAUGUUUAUACUGCAGAGCUGUACCCAACUAUUUUAAGGCAGAACGGCGUUGGUCUGAACUCCAUGUGUGCUCGUGUGGCGGGAAUCCUCGCUCCACUGAUCCGGCUCCUGGAGGUUUACCAUUUCACCAUCCCCAUGCUAAUCUACGGCAUCAUCCCUAUAGUCGCUGGAGGUCUCUGUGCAAUGUUACCUGAAACUUGCAACGCAGAACUACAGGACCUUGCUGAAGUUAGCAAACCUAUCGCUGAAACUGCAGAAAAAAGUUUAAAAGAAAAGAGCACCAAAAUGUGAUUUGGUUUUGCCUUUUCAAAACUGUAUUUUGUUACACUUGUUGUUAUUUCUGUCACCCUCUUCUGUAUAAAAAAAAAACUAAGGUGAAUAAAUUGACAAACCCCAUAUAUAGUCAAUUUAUUGAGGGUAAUACUCCAAAUUUGUCACUGUUUAAGAUGGAUUUAGCUUGGUUAAAAACCCGCCCUAAAAUUGAGAGAAUUUCUGCUACAUUUUCAUCUUUCAGCUUCCAAAAUCUACCCAUUUUUGUGGUAUAUUUAUUUUUUAGUGAAAGUUUAAGUUUCAUAACAUUAAUUUUCUUAACCUGCAAUAUCCCUUUCGGGGUCGCCAGAGCUUGUCCUGGCUACUGUUGGGCCUGGACAGGUCGCCAGUCUUGUUGCAGGGCGGACAACUACUCCCACAUGACUUUCAGAGUAAUCGAGUAACCUAUGAAGCAUGUUUUUGGACUGUGUGAGGAAGCCGGAAAACCAUCCAUGCACAAGAAAAACCUGCAAACUUUCAUUGAGGCAAGAGUGCUGUUCCACCGUGCAGCCCACUUUCAUAACAUAAAACAGUUAUUUUCCUUCACUUUGUGAUUAUUGUGCG